Momordica charantia (bitter melon) is the source of this 1823-nucleotide messenger RNA. RefSeq names its product Tetratricopeptide repeat (TPR)-like superfamily protein. Lineage: Eukaryota; Viridiplantae; Streptophyta; Magnoliopsida; Cucurbitales; Cucurbitaceae. Gene Ontology annotation, molecular function: protein binding; RNA binding. The record is from RefSeq and is a predicted model, not a curated record. Gene Ontology annotation, biological process: RNA modification.
UAUCUGAAACUCACUCUGUAAUUACUUUUAUACCCCUCUAAUCUUCUUGUUCUAUUACCCGCCAAAGUUCCUAUUUCGUAAUCCAGUUCUUCAAUUCUUCCUCUUCUCUGUGUGCCGUAUUCCAUUUUUCUCUGUAAGAUGAACAAAAAUUUUCGUGAGAUUGAGCGGAAGAUCCUGCGUCUUCUUCAUGGCCACAAAACUCGAAUGCAUCUCACUCAAACCCACGCCCAUUUCCUCCGCCAUGGCCUUCACCAAUCCAAUCAAAUUCUUGCCCAUUUCAUCUCCAUUUGUGGGGCUCUCGACAAGAUGCCAUAUGCGAUUCGCGUCUUUUCCCAAUCCCAAAAUCCGAACAUUUUUCUCUUCAAUUCCAUGAUUAAAGCCCAUUCCCUAUGUGGCCCCUUUGAACAAUCCCUUCUCCUGUUUUCCUCCAUGAAGAAACAGAGGAUUGUUCCCGACGAGUACACUUUUGCGCCGUUGCUUAAAUCCUGUUCGAAUCUUUGUGAUUACAAGCUUGGUCAGUGUGUGAAGGGCGAAGUUCUGCGACGUGGGUUUGAGUAUUUUGGGUCUAUUCGUAUUGGGGUGGUUGAGUUGUACGUUUGUUGUGAGAGGAUGGAGGAUGCGAAGAAGGUGUUCGAUGCAAUGCCUCAUAGGGAUGUGAUUGUUUGGAACUUGAUGAUUCGUGGGUUUUGUAAGACGGGUAAUGUGGAUUUGGGGAUAUAUCUCUUUAGGCAAAUGAGUGACCGUAGUAUUGUUUCUUGGAACACCAUUAUUUCCUGUCUAGCACAAAGUGGGCGUGAUGUUGAAGCUUUAGAACUGUUUCAACAGAUGGAAGAACAGGGUUUUGCGCCAGAUGAGGUUACUGUGGUUACAAUAUUGCCUGUAUGUUCUCGUUUAGGAGCUCCCGUUGUUGGACAAAGGAUCCAUGCUUAUGCGAGCUCGAAGGGAAACUUGGUAGAUAUUACAUUCGUUGGGAACUCGCUUCUCGAUUUUUACUGUAAAUGUGGGAAUACAGAAGGGGCUUACAACAUUUUCAACAAAAUGACUUGCAAAAGUGUUGUUUCUUGGAAUACAAUGAUCUUGGGCUUUGCUUUAAAUGGGAAGGGAGAACUUGCUACAGACCUUUUUAUGGAGAUGGGAAGGAAGGAUGUGAAGCCUAACGAUGCAACGUUUGUAGCCCUCUUGACCGCUUGUGUUCAUUCGGGAUUGUUAGAGAAGGGUCGAGAGAUAUUUUCUUCAAUGAUGCAUAAGUACAAAAUUGUGCCAAAACUUGAACAUUUCGGUUGUAUGGUUGAUCUUUUGGGACGUAGCGGACUUGUGGAGGAGGCUCACAACUUGAUUAAAAGCAUGCCGAUGCAGCCAAAUGCUACUUUAUGGGGUGCUUUGCUAGGUGCUUGCCGAACUCAUGGUAACUUGAAACUUGCAGAACUGGCAGUGAAAGAACUCAUCAGUCUUGAACCAUGGAACUCUGGUAAUUAUGUGUUGCUGUCAAAUAUGUUGGCGGCAGAAGGGAGAUGGGAAGAUGUUGAGAAUGUCAGAGGUUGGAUGAGAGGAAAGAGCGUCACGAAAGCACCUGGGCAGAGUGCCAAUGGCUAAACUAUUAAUCUUAUGUUGAUGAUUACCUUUUUAAUGUUCUGUGUUGUUACAUCUGUGGAGGACUAAAAGAACAGACAGAUGUUUCGAGUUCUGUUUGAAGCUUAAUGUUGAGAACACCCGUUGAACUAGAAUGAAGCAGUUCAGCCAUCUCGACACGCUUAGCAGUGCGUAAACAAAUUGUGUAGCUUUAUAGUGAAAUUAAUCAAUGACUACGGACUUCUUGUGAUUUA